ACUCAACACCACAACACCACGCCAACUCCUCCCUCAUUCAGCAGCCAACACAUCUCGCAAUGAGACUCCUGCUAAUUGGGCUUACAGCUGCUCCUGGUCGCUAUGGGAUUCGUCUUCGGGUGUCUCUUGUCUGUCUUGCGCGAUUCCAGCUCAGGCGAUCAGAAGCCCGCAUCGCCACUCCAGCAGCGUCAUGGCCAGCUUCACGCUGGUCGGCAGGAGACAUACACAUAUCAGCGAAUCGACUCAGCUCGUUGGCUGCGGCUGCUCGACUUCGACUCUCAGUCUGCGACCCUCGACCUUCGACAACGACAUCACGGGAGCUGGUCCGUGCCCGGCCGUGAAAGUGGCGAUCUCUAGGGAAGCAACCGAGUCCAGACAAGUAUUAACCCUUGUACUCAACCCCUCUAUUCUUCUUCGUCCUAGCAUGAGAUCAGUAACUUGGCUGACUUGGACUUAGACAGGAUACUUC
This is a messenger RNA of Trematosphaeria pertusa, 469 nucleotides long. RefSeq lists its product as uncharacterized. The record is from RefSeq and is a predicted model, not a curated record. The transcript has a single exon. The coding region runs from base 103 to 357 and encodes 84 amino acids. NCBI's taxonomy places the organism in Eukaryota, Fungi, Ascomycota, Dothideomycetes, Pleosporales, Trematosphaeriaceae.